This is a messenger RNA of Alternaria burnsii, 1521 nucleotides long. RefSeq names its product non-specific serine threonine protein kinase. Bases 1 to 1521 code for a protein of 506 amino acids. NCBI's taxonomy places the organism in Eukaryota, Fungi, Ascomycota, Dothideomycetes, Pleosporales, Pleosporaceae. The transcript is spliced from 3 exons. Gene Ontology annotation, molecular function: chitin binding. The record is from RefSeq and is a predicted model, not a curated record.
AUGUUAUCCCUUCCGGUGCUCAUCGUAACAUCUCUACUUGCCAGCAUCGUAGAUGCUCAACGUGUAUCGACGAACGGCCGUUGCGGCGCAAGCUUUGGCCUCACCUGUGCUGGGUCAAGUUUUGGGCCCUGUUGCUCAUCGCAGUCGUGGUGUGGCACGACAGCAGAUCAUUGUAAUACUGGAUGUCAAGCAAAUUACGGACAGUGUAAGAUACCGACGACUGCUCCUGCAACGAAGGUUUCAGAGGAUGGACGCUGUGGUCCACAACAUGGAGGUCAAACCUGCGCGGGUUCGCGCUUCGGUGAUUGCUGCUCGCAGUAUAGCUACUGUGGAAGCACAAACGCAUACUGCGCUGCCAGUAUUUGCCAGAAAGGUUUCGGCUCAUGUAAUGGUGCCUCGCCCUCCUCUGCCACUAGGUCAACAUUGACCUCCGUCGUCGUACCUCCGGGAUCGUCUUCCGCCGUGGUUGGUACUUCUUCCUGCUCUGCGGUUACUGUAACCGCAUCCCAGUCUGCUACCACGGUUUCUGGUGCUAUCACUACAGUUACGCUGCCUGGUGACAAGGUUACCACAACGAUCACGAUCCCAGGAGAGGGAGAAGUCACCACGGUUACGGUCCCCGGAGAAAAGACAACGGUGACACUUCCUCCGUCAACUUCAACGCUUACAGUUCCUGGUGCUGGGGAAGUCACCACCGUCACCGUACCUGGGGAUGAAAAGACGUCUACACUGACCGUUCCUGGAGAUGCUACGACUGUCACACUUCCUGCCGCGACUGUAACAGUACCAAUCACACUCCCUGGUGAAGAGACAACAUCUGCCCUCACAAUUCAUGGUCCGGGAGAAAUCACUACUGUCACAGUACCCGGCGAAGCCUCGACCGUCACAAUUCCAACGACAGUAACCCUACCUGGAGAGGAUUCUACUGUCACGCUUCCCGUCACUCUCCCAGCUGAGACGGUCACCCUCCCUGGCGAUCUAGCAACGACUACUGAAACGAUUUCUGCUUCGACGGUCACCGUCACAGCGACUGCCACGCCCAGUGCUGGUGCUAGUCCAUGUUCUCCAAGUGCCAAUGCCGUUGUCAACGGCGACUUCGAGACUUCUCUGCCCGGCACAUGGAGUAUACUCACUGCUGGCGACGCAGACGUGGUACGAAUAAGCGUUUCAGCAAGCUCAUUCGUUGUUCGAUCAAGGAUCAACGCCGGAAACAGCAAUUUGCCGCAACGCCUCGUCCAGGCCGUUACUCUGUGCCCUGGAACUACUUAUCAAGUGGGUUUCCAGGCGCGCCGCGUAACUAGUAGCGGUACCAUUUCUGCAAUGGCCUAUGUCAACGAUGUUGCUCUAGCUGGUGGUGUGGUCACAGCCACCUCUUUCACGUCUGUUGCAACUAUCAACGGUGGGUAUUUCAGUACCACUGCCAGUAGCGUUAUCCUCAGGAUCGAGUUCGCCUAUUCAGGUGGAUCUGGGUCGGCGAAGGAAGUCCAGGUUGACAAUGUGGCAAUUACUCCGGUUUCGUAG